CUUUAUAUGGAACAUCUACUUGAUUUCGCGUCUUUUCACAACUUUUCGCGUUCGAACCAUGGACACCAACAACAACAGCGCUUUUAAAAAACCUCCAAAAUUACAACCUCCAUUACAACAAUUGCAACAUUAUAAUUCUUUAAAUAAUCAAUUAACUAGGUUACAGCAAAAUAUGGCGAAAUUGGAAGAAAAUAUAAAACUUACGGUAGAACAAUUAAAAAAUAUUCAAAGAUUUGGUUUAGCUCAUGGCGCUAUUUUUAUGGCUGCAAAUCGUACCAUGCGUAAUAAUGCUUCGUGAUGUAAGUCAACUUUCUGUCAUAAGUAGGAAAUUUUGAUUUUAAAUUAUAGAAAAAAAACAUGUUAAUUCAAUAUUUUACCGCAUCAGUUCCACAAAUCUCAUUGUUGAAUUCGAAAAAAGCACGGAGAGAACAAUUAAUAGUGUUUGUAAUUCACGAUUAUGACACGAGUUAGUCAACACAUUAUUCAUCGAUCGUAAUUUUUCUUAAUAAAAUUAUAAUAAAUUUAAUACACGAAAAAAAUCAAGGAUCUUAUAU
Rhizophagus irregularis DAOM 181602=DAOM 197198 is the source of this 554-nucleotide messenger RNA. The record is from RefSeq and is a predicted model, not a curated record. NCBI's taxonomy places the organism in Eukaryota, Fungi, Glomeromycota, Glomeromycetes, Glomerales, Glomeraceae.